This is a messenger RNA of Portunus trituberculatus (swimming crab), 1254 nucleotides long. RefSeq names its product cilia- and flagella-associated protein 251-like. The transcript has 2 exons. NCBI's taxonomy places the organism in Eukaryota, Metazoa, Arthropoda, Malacostraca, Decapoda, Portunidae. Gene Ontology annotation, cellular component: cytoplasm. The coding region runs from base 1 to 1254 and encodes 417 amino acids. The record is from RefSeq and is a predicted model, not a curated record.
AUGGCAUCAAGUGGAAACUGCGACUACUACGAACUCCUCGGCGUGAGCAGCGACGCCACGGCCGAGGAAAUCCGGAAAGCCUACCGGCGACUGGCUCUCCUCCACCACCCGGACAAGAACCCAGGCAGCGUGCAGGAGGCCACUGCCAAGUUCCAGCGUCUCCAGGCCGCCGUGGAGACGCUCUGCGACAACAGGAAGAGAGCCGCGUAUGACAGAGAGUUUCGUAAGCGAGAGAACAAGAGGAAGAGGGAAGAGAGUUGCAGACAGAGGGAGUACAAGAGAAGGAGAGAAGAAGAGCAGCAAGGAGAGACCCAUCACCGAAAACAAGGGAAGGACAAAAGGAGAAGGAAGCAGGAAGAGGAAAGGCGGAAGAGGUAUCAGAGAAGGUGGCGACGGCAAGGAACAAGCUACCAGUGGGACGAUGAGGAGGAAGAUUUGCAAGACGAGGUUCCUGAGGAGGAAAACAACGAGGAAGACGAAUACAUGGAUGAAAGUUCUAACGAGGAGGAGGAACACGUGCACGGGGCAGGAGCGUAUGAAUACGACGCAGAUUACAAAUCAGAGAUGGAUGAAGACUCCGAUUCUUGCAGUGACUACGAGUCCGAGGAAUCGUCCGAGCUGGACACACCAUCUGAGGAAGAGUCCGAGUCUGGGUCUUUCCACCAGCAUGACUCUGACUACGAGCCAGAGUCCGAGGCAACGACUGACUCUUCCAGCGAAGAAGAGUCAGAUAUAGGAGGACGAAGAGAAGGAUGUAGAGUGCCAAAUUCUUGUAAGGAAGAGAAGGAUGCAGAGAGUGAUAUAAUCCUCAAAGAAGAGGAAGAGAAAGAGGCAGAGAGUGAUAUAAUCCUCAAAGAAGAAGAGAAGGAUGCAGAGAGUGAUACAGUCCUCAAAGAGGAGAAGGAAGAGAUGGAUGCAGAGAGUGAUAUAAUCCUCAAAAAAGAGGAGGAAGAGAAGGAUGCAGAGAGUGAUAUGAUCCUCAAAGAGGAGAAGGAAGAGAAGGAUGCAGAGAGUGAUAUGAUCCUCAAAGAGGAGAAGGAUGAGAAGGAUGCAGAGAGUGAUAUAAUCCUCAAAGGAGAGGAGGAAGAGAAGGAUGCAGAGAGUGAUAUGAUCCUCAAAGAGGAGAAGGAUGAGAAGGAUGCAGAGAGUGAUAUAAUCCUCAAAAAAGAGGAGGAAGAGAAGGAUGCAGAGAGUGAUAUGAUCCUCAAAGGAGAAGAGGAAGAGAAGGAUAGAGAGAGUAGCAAAUAUUUUUGA